CACUUCUUAAAAAAAGAUUCAACAACCAAAUUGGAUAUAAAUAUCAGCAGAGGCUAUACAUUAUUUAUCAAACCAUCUCAUUCAUAACCUUCAAGGGAAAAAAAGAAAAGAAAAAAGAAUUGAAGAUAUGGCUGAAGAAAAGAUUGUUUUUCCUUCGUCAGGUAAAUCGUCGUGGCCGGAACUGGUAUUCGUGAAAUCUUCGGUUGCAGUGCAUUGGAUAGAAAGAGAUCGACCUGAUGUGAAGCCAGUUGUGCUGUUAGCUGGAUCUCCCGUUACCGAAGAUUUAAGGCCAAAUCGAGUUCGUAUUUUUGUUAAUAUGAACGAUAGGGUUGUUGAAGUUCCUAGAACUGGUUGAAUAAAUAUAAUUAAAAAUAUAUAUAUUUGGAAUUACAAUUAAGAUAAUGUAAUAAUAAAGGUAGAAUCUAGAUUUCUACCCUCUUUUAAAUAAACUAUUAUUUUUAAAUAACUUAAAAUAGGAUGCAUACGACCAAAUCUUCCUUUGCAAUACGUCUUAUCCAAAGAGAUAAUCCUAAUGUGAAGAAAAUCGUUGGGCUACAUCUGUCUAGAUAGAACUCCAAUUAUGACUUAAAGAAAUAAGACUUCAACCACUUCGUAUUUUUGUUAA
Cucumis sativus (cucumber) is the source of this 625-nucleotide messenger RNA. Its product is annotated as inhibitor of trypsin and hageman factor. The record is from RefSeq and is a predicted model, not a curated record. The transcript has 2 exons. The coding region runs from base 128 to 355 and encodes 75 amino acids. Lineage: Eukaryota; Viridiplantae; Streptophyta; Magnoliopsida; Cucurbitales; Cucurbitaceae. Gene Ontology annotation, molecular function: serine-type endopeptidase inhibitor activity. Gene Ontology annotation, biological process: response to wounding.